Molecule: messenger RNA, 767 nt
Organism: Epinephelus moara (kelp grouper)
Lineage: Eukaryota; Metazoa; Chordata; Actinopteri; Perciformes; Serranidae
Gene: clec3a
Product: C-type lectin domain family 3, member A
Exons: 3
Coding region: 97-693 (198 amino acids)
Source: RefSeq, a predicted model, not a curated record
UAUUGAGCUGCCUGCAGUGCUUUUGGUUCCUCUCACGGCAGUACAAGGUGUGCCACUGUGUCCUGUCACCGUAGGAUCCACUAAGCGGACUCUGGCAUGGCACGUCUAGCCCUCCCUGUCCUCCUCGUUCUUUGCUUCUCCUUGCUCCACUUCAGCUCCAGCCGUCCAUCUCGUACCAGGAAGGCUGUGUCGUCUCGUCAGUCCGGAGCUGCAGAAGAAGAUGAUGUGAAGUCCCAGCUGGAGAGGUUGUGGCAGGAGGUGAACUCACUGAAGGAGAUGCAGGCGUUGCAGACAGUCUGUCUCCGAGGCAUCAAAGCUCACAGGAAAUGUUAUCUCACAAUCGAGGAGCCCAAACACUACCAUGAAGCAAACGAAGACUGCAUUGCACAAGGAGGAACUCUUGCAACGCCACGGGACAUGAUGGAAAACAAUGAACUGAGAGACUAUGCAAAGAGGAGUGCCCCAGGAUCCAAGGACUUCUGGAUCGGCGUAGCAGACAUAGUGAAAGAAGGCCAGUAUGUUGAUGUCAACAGCCUGCCAGUCAGCUACUUCAACUGGGACCGCUCCAAGAAGCAGCCCACAGGAACGAAGAGGGAGAGCUGUGUUGCUCUUUCAGUGGUGGCACAGGGAAAGUGGUACGAUGAGGUGUGUCGCAGCCUCAAAAAGUACAUCUGUGAAUAUGUCAUCCCCUGAGAAGACAGGAGUGGGUAUUGGCAACUUGGUGAUCACUUAUGCGGGUCAUUGAUUAAAAAUGUGUUGUCAAAUCU